UACCUUCGGUAAUCGUACAGCAACCUCUAUCUCAGAACUCGAGUGUGAUUAGCAAGUGGUUUUCUGUUUCAUUGAAUCAUUUGGAUUACUUAAGUCGUCAGAUCAUUUAUUUGUCUUUCCAUGCCCUUUCGUCUGUUUUUCUUGCCUUGAAAGCAUAAACAGAUCAAACUUUUAACCAACUUGCAAAAAGAACAAAACCUCCCAUCAUUUUGUGUCAUUAUCUUAAACCAAAAUCAUAGUUUCUUGGGUACAUUUCAGGGACAACAAUCUCUUUAAAUUCCACAAAUAUAGCAUCAAUCAAUCCAUAGUGAGAAACUUCCACUCCAAAAAACUGUAGCUAUGGCUGACAAUUUCCUAUAUUUUUGCCUCUUCUGUAGCUUAGUUGUAUUAACUCAGUCAGCUCCUGAGGAGGCUCUGGUCACUCAACUCCCUGGCUUUUCUGGCACUUUUCCUUCAAAGCACUACUCUGGGUAUGUGAAUGUCGAUCAAAAUCAUGGCAAGAACAUGUUUUACUAUUUUGUGGAAUCUGAAAGGAAUCCAUCAGAGGAUGCACUGGUUCUUUGGCUCAAUGGUGGACCUGGAUGUUCCAGCUUUGACGGCUUUGUUUACGAGCAUGGGCCUUUCAAUUUUGAAGCAGCAAAGGCAAAUGAGAGUUUGCCCCAACUACAUCUCAAUCCCUAUAGUUGGUCCAAGGUCUCUAACAUUAUAUAUUUAGAUUCUCCGGUCGGUGUUGGGUUUUCGUAUUCGAAGAACAAAAGUGAUUAUGAGACUGGUGAUGUACAGACUGCCAUUGACACCCAUGCAUUUUUGCUCAAGUGGUUUGAACUAUACUCUGAGUUCCUUCCAAACCCCUUUUUUAUUGCCGGAGAGUCGUAUGCUGGUGUAUAUGUGCCUACUCUAUCUUCUGAAGUCGUGAAAGGAAUUGUUGCUCAGAAAAAGCCUAUUCCUAACUUCAAGGGAUAUUUGGUGGGAAAUGGAGUUGCAGAUGAUGAAUUCGAUGGCAACGCUCUUGUUCCAUUUGCCCAUGGGAUGGGCCUGAUCUCAGAUGAACUAUAUGAGGAGGUUAACAGUGAGUGCAAGGGUAAUUUCUACAUUCCACUCAGUGAAACUUGUGAAAGCAAACUGGAAAAGGUUGAGAAGAACAUAGAGGAUUUAAACAUAUAUGACAUCCUAGAACCUUGUUACCAUGCACCGGAAACGCUUGAGAAUACAGAUAUUAAGAUUAGACUACCUUCAAGCUUCCGGAAGCUUGGUGAGACCAACAGGCCUCUUGCUGUAAGGACAAGGAUGUUUGGUCGUGCCUGGCCGCUUAGAGCUCCUGUGAGAGAUGGAAUUGUUCCAACAUGGCCACAACUUCUUGAUGCCGAAAGUGUUCCAUGCACCGAUGAUACAGUAGCAACACAAUGGCUGAAUGAUCCAGCAGUUAGGAAAGCAAUUCAUGCUGAAGAGGAGACUGCAAUCGGGAAAUGGGAGUUAUGCACAGACAAGAUCUUGUAUGAUCACGAUGCUGGUAGCAUGAUCGUGUAUCACAAGAAUCUUACUUCUGGUGGGUAUCGGGCACUCAUAUACAGUGGGGAUCAUGAUAUGUGUGUUCCAUUCACUGGGAGCCAAGCCUGGACGAGAUCCAUUGGAUACGAGAUAGUAGAUGAAUGGAGGCCAUGGAUGUCCAAUGGACAAGUUGCUGGGUAUUUACAAGGUUAUGCGAACAACCUGACCUUUUUAACCGUAAAGGGAGCAGGACAUACUGUUCCAGAAUACAAACCUGAAGAGGCAUUAGAUUUUUAUAGCAGAUUCCUUGCAGGGAAAGCUAUAUGAUGCUUGUUUUAGUUCCUCCUAACUGUAUGUUGAUGAUGGCUUAUCCAAGGAAUUAAUUUAAUGGAAGAGCAAAUUCCUGGAUUGCUUGCAUCUCUAUGAAUGAGUUAGCAAGAUUUUAAUGUUAUUUUCUCUUUUAUUUAAAAAAAUAAAUAAUUGAAUGUUACUUUCUUUGGUCA
Gossypium raimondii (Peruvian cotton) is the source of this 1991-nucleotide messenger RNA. Its product is annotated as serine carboxypeptidase-like 20. Gene Ontology annotation, biological process: secondary metabolic process; proteolysis. The record is from RefSeq and is a predicted model, not a curated record. The coding region runs from base 340 to 1815 and encodes 491 amino acids. The transcript has 14 exons. Gene Ontology annotation, molecular function: serine-type carboxypeptidase activity; acyltransferase activity, transferring groups other than amino-acyl groups. Lineage: Eukaryota; Viridiplantae; Streptophyta; Magnoliopsida; Malvales; Malvaceae.